AUGCCGAGCGCAACUGACGACAAAACAAUUCCUAUCUUAGAUCCCACGUCUGAGAUGGGAGAGGAGAUUGAUCCCUCAGUUGAUCGCGACAGGAUCAGAGUUCUAUCUGGUGCGACUGAGACCGCUGCAUCUUUCCAGUUUGACGGUGAAGACCACACGUUGGGAAACGCGCUCAGAUACAUUAUCAUGAAGAAGUACGUCCGAAGGCUUUGUUCCACCCAAAUCAAUCAACCAUGCGUUGGUCCUGAUGUUGAAUUCUGUGGCUACUCUAUCCCGCAUCCUUCGGAAGCAAAGAUGAACAUUCGUAUCCAAACAUACGAUGGCGUCAGCGUUUACUCGGUCUUGGAGAAAGGACUCGAGGACUUGAUGGCGAUGUGUGAUGUCGUGGAGGAGAAAUUCAAAAUCUCCAGAGAUGACUUUGUGAACCAGAUGGAGACAUGA
Messenger RNA from Dothidotthia symphoricarpi CBS 119687, 441 nucleotides. RefSeq names its product RBP11-like subunits of RNA polymerase. Gene Ontology annotation, molecular function: DNA-directed RNA polymerase activity; protein dimerization activity. The record is from RefSeq and is a predicted model, not a curated record. Bases 1 to 441 code for a protein of 146 amino acids. Gene Ontology annotation, biological process: DNA-templated transcription. The transcript has 4 exons. Gene Ontology annotation, cellular component: RNA polymerase III complex; RNA polymerase I complex. Lineage: Eukaryota; Fungi; Ascomycota; Dothideomycetes; Pleosporales; Dothidotthiaceae.